AUGUCGAAGCCCGAAGAUCUUGCUGGAGGUCAACAGCCAACACACACGUUCAUACCCGGCCACGGUUAUGCAAACAGCACCAUUGCAACAGCGCAGCUGGGUACUGCAACAGAGAAAGACGAGAAUCAAGAAGACCUGGAUGAGGACUACGAGGACAUAUUUGCGGGCGAAGACUUGGAUGACGAGGACUACGCAUCAUACAACCCAUCAGAUUACACAAAGACCUACAACAGACAGCGCCGGCUUCAGGAAGUCUCAUCGGAUCCAAAUGCCUCCAGAACGAACCUUCCCAAAGCUAACCCUCAGAAGCCCACUGCUAAUACGCUUGCGGCUAUAGACGACCAGGUCACAUCACUCUCCAGGCAUGCGGGAAAGUUGAAGUUGGACGACCGGCAAUCCGGUCUUGGGGUCAAACAUGACAGGGUCGCAGACAAGAGUGAUCGUGCAACUAGUGAGCAAGUGUUGGAUCCGCGUACUCGCAUGAUACUACUCCAGAUGAUCAAUCGUAAUGUUGUGUCUGAAGUCAACGGAUGCUUGUCCACCGGCAAGGAAGCCAAUGUCUACCAUGCUCUUUCCACAUCGCAGGGAGAUGGUUCGGAGGCCGCUGUUGCUCCACUGCACCGAGCAAUCAAAGUGUACAAGACUAGCAUACUGAUUUUCAAAGAUCGUGAUAAAUAUGUCACGGGAGAAUAUAGAUUCAGACAAGGCUACAGCAAGAGCAACAAUCGAGCCAUGGUCAAGGUCUGGGCAGAGAAGGAGAUGAGGAAUCUGAAAAGGAUAUAUGCUUCAGGCAUACCGUGUCCAGAGCCAGUUCAUCUACGUCUUCAUGUCCUCGUCAUGGGAUUUCUGGGUGAUAAGAAAGGUAUUCCUGCGCCCAGGCUGAAAGAUGUCGAGCUGAUAGGCAGCGACGUUGAAGCAAGGUGGAAGUUGCUAUACCUGCAACUAUUAGGAUACAUGCGUAUCCUGUAUCAAAACUGCAGAUUGGUUCACGCUGACUUGAGCGAAUACAAUAUUCUGUAUCACAACGACAAGCUGUGGCUUAUCGAUGUAAGCCAGAGCGUCGAGCAUGAUCAUCCUCGGAGUCUUGAAUUUCUGCGAAUGGAUAUCAAGAAUGUCAGCGAUUUCUUCCGCCGAAAGGGUGUCGAUGUGCUUUCGGAGAAGACCACCUUUGAGUUUGUCACUGCUGCCCAAGGUGGUAAGGGCCCAGAGGAGUUGGCCACCACACUGCAAACGCUAUUCGAAAAUAGGCUCGAAGAGGUUGAGGAGGAUAACGCAACUGCAGAAGUUGAUACCGAAGUCUUCCGCAAUCAAUACAUUCCACAGACGCUCGAGCAGGUGUAUGAUGUCGAAAGAGACGUGGGAGAGGUUGCGAAGGGUGGUCAGGACAAUCUUGUCUACCGUGAUUUACUGGCAGAAAAGCUAGCACCCGAGGUGCCAGUGGCGGGUGAAAGAGAAUCUGCCAAUGCUCUGGAGCAUGACACCCAAGAUUCCCCUGACUGUGAGAGUGGGCGUGAGGGUGAGGGUGACAACGAUGUUGACCCCUUCGCGAAGAAAGCACCUCGUGGGAAACGCUUCGAGGACAAAGAUGCUAAGAAGGACCACAAAAAGCAAGUGAAGGAGGAGAAAAAGGAACAGCGAGAGAAGAAAAUUCCGAAGAAAAUCAAGAAGCAAAUGAUCAGCGGUUCCACGCGACGCAAGCAUUGA
Letharia columbiana is the source of this 1704-nucleotide messenger RNA. RefSeq lists its product as uncharacterized. Gene Ontology annotation, molecular function: ATP binding; protein serine/threonine kinase activity. The transcript has a single exon. Bases 1 to 1704 code for a protein of 567 amino acids. Gene Ontology annotation, biological process: maturation of SSU-rRNA. The record is from RefSeq and is a predicted model, not a curated record. Gene Ontology annotation, cellular component: cytosol; preribosome, small subunit precursor. Lineage: Eukaryota; Fungi; Ascomycota; Lecanoromycetes; Lecanorales; Parmeliaceae.